Messenger RNA from Rubroshorea leprosula, 532 nucleotides. The record is from the annotation of a GenBank genome assembly. NCBI's taxonomy places the organism in Eukaryota, Viridiplantae, Streptophyta, Magnoliopsida, Malvales, Dipterocarpaceae.
GGAACAACAAAGAUAAGGAGAUCCAAGGCAGAGAAUAUCAGUUGUUCGCUAUCUCCGGAUCAUAUAUUAUUUCCAGAUACCAACGCCACUAAAAUUGGUGGAGAAGAAACCCCGGAAGAAAAAGGGAAAAUGUGUGGGAAAAUGGUCAACAGAAAGCGCCACAUAACAAUGCUUGAGAUUGAGGAACUGAAAGCAUAUUCAGCUCUCAAGAAGAUGAAAGCCAAGGUCAAGAAGAAAAAAGAAGAGACGAAUCUCAUGAAAAGUGAUCUGGAAGAAACAAGCGCUGCAGUGGAAGAGAAGGAAUCAAUGCUUUACCAAAUGAAGAGAAGACUUAAUGCUAUGAUAUUGCCAGCAGCCUUGUGCUGUUCUUCUAUUGCUAAACUGGAAGAUAGAAAAUGAUUGAAAAGGUAUUACUGUUGUUGAAUUGAUUCAGAUGGCUUUAUGUUGUGAAUUAGUAUUCUGUUAUGUCAGUUAUGUGUACAAUGAUUCCCUGUACUUGUAAUCUGCAUUAAAAUCAAUAGCUACACUGUGA